This is a messenger RNA of Cinara cedri, 6751 nucleotides long. NCBI's taxonomy places the organism in Eukaryota, Metazoa, Arthropoda, Insecta, Hemiptera, Aphididae. The record is from the annotation of a GenBank genome assembly.
GUUAGAAACUAGUAAAAUAGUAUUAGAUUAGAUACUUAUAAGUUACCCGUUAAGACAUUAUUUUUUAAUACAGCACAAGUUGUUAUUUCUUAUUUAUGUGUAAUAUUUAUCUCCGUGCCAAAAGUCAGGACUUUGAUAAACUACAAACACGUAUUUGAAGAUUCCGCCAAUAAAUAAAAGGUUAGUUUCUAAUUUAUAUGAUUGAGGUUUGAUGUACCUAUACAAAUUUAAUGAAAUAAUAUUAAAAUUAUUAUACCUAUUUAUUGAAGUAGGUGCUAUACUAUGUUAAUUCCAAUAUUCUCGGCAGAACGAGAUUGCCAAUUAUUUUACCAUUUACAAUAUGUGUAUAUGUUUACAUAUAUAUAUAUAUAUAUAUAUAAAUAUACAUGUUACAGUUAAAACCCGAAAUCCGUCAAAACUAGUUUCGACAAAUUCCUUUAGUCAUUUCCAGUAUUGACUAGUUAGUAAAAGUCCGUAACUUUUAUAUUUUGAUAAUUUAAACUAGUUUUAACUAGGCAAAAGUAGAAAUAAGUACAUAUUAGGAUAAUUUUAUAGGCAUCUAUUAUAUCGUUUAUUUGUAUAAAUAUAUAUGUAUAUACAUAAUAUGCAUAUAUGUAACAUAUGUAACAAGAAAAUCAAAUACAGUUAAAGAUAUUAAUAUCAUUUACUCUUUGUAAAAAUACGAAAUAUAUUCGAAAAAUCAGCUAUAACAAGUAUGCAAACUUUAACUAACUAAUUUGUUACUUAUAUUUCGUUAUAAAAUUUAAAUUUCGUUUGGAAUAUGACUGCAUUAAUCAAUAAUGCAAUUAAUUAUACGUAUCAAUAAUGUAACUAUAAUAAAAUAUGUAACCACAAAUUUACAACCUAACAAAAAAAUACACAAUUAUAAAAUUAAUAUCAAAUAUAGAAAUAUAUAAUUAAUGUUUUUGUCUAUUUGUCAAAUUUCAAAAACAAAAUUAAAUGUUUAUGUAAACAAAACAAAAAUUGUUGGACCAAUAAACUAGAUAAUACAGAGUAUUUAAUAAUCACCUAAUACCAAUUUAAUGUUUCAGCUACUGCGAUGAAUACAUCAUUGUUAAUAACAUGUAUAUUGCUCGUAAGUAUUAUAAUAAUAUUAGAUUAUAUGAAUAUACAAAAAUAAGUCAAUUCAAUUUGUUUAACUACAGGGUUUGCAAGAUGUGACAUUUAUUGCUUCGAUGAGUGAGUACGCAAUUAUAAUAUCAUAUAACCUGGCUCUUCCAUUACAAAACUCAAUAUUUGAUUCAUUAACAUAAACCAUUGAGAUAUAACCCAAUAAAAUAUUGUAAUAUAAUUGGAACGUAUUAGAUAAAAUAUUAUUGAGCACGUUAAUCGCUGAAAAAUUAAAAACCUAAAAUAUUUCUAUGACAAAAAACUUAAAGAAAUUUCGUAUUAGGUAAUAUUUAUAUAAUAUAUUUCUAAACAAUACUUAAAUUAUAGUCUCGAUUUAAAUUACCUUUUUACCACGCGUAGUGUACCCCAAAUAACGUCCUAAAAGGCUUAAGAUUUACCAAACUUGGCUAUCGUACUGCCCUAGACCUCACGACGAUGCAAACCAUUCACCCAGCUAUUCAUAACCAUCCUAAAAAUGGCCCUUGCCAGGACCACCAGAUUCGAGAUUUGGACCCCAGUUCCAUGUCUUGCAACAUAACAUAAAGGGCAACAGCCAUAAUAAAACUAAUUAACUAUCCAAACUACUAUAUAACAACAAAAUAAAAGUUCUACUCCUACAAGAAACCUAUCCCUAAAAAGAAGAUGAUCUUCUAAAUAUAGAGGCAAUAUUACUGGCUUUAGAUAAGAGCGUGCCACAUACUACAACAAAUACGGAACCGCAACAAUUUUGCAGCAACAUACAUCGGAAGUGAUAUCUCUAACUAGGAACGCAUUUGCACUACAAUAACUAAUAACAUCUCACUUAACCAUGUAAGAAUAAGAAAAAUCAACAUAAUAAACUACUUUGUGAGAAGUUGAAAGAUACAUCCUUUCCCCACGCAAAGCACCUUACUCUUAUUAUCGGCGAUUUUAAUAGCUACCGUAAUACAUGGGGCUAUGGCACUGAUGAUGACAAUAGGAACACACUAAAUAAUUGGAUAAAACAAAAAAAUGUAGCUCUUAUAAUUGAGUUAAAGGGUGUAAGAACAUUUAAAUCUUUAUGAUGGUAAAAAGAUUAUAACCCCAAUUUCAGUUUCAUAACAAGAAACAAGAAUGGGCUUCCAGCAAAAACAAAUGGACUGGUUCUCGACGACUUUCACUGAAUUAAGGACAGGCCGAUUUUUAUUAAAGGAACCUUAAAACUACGGACCGUAAUAACUAAAUUAAAUAAAUAUUUAAAAUAAAAUAUAAUACGUGAAUGGCUUUACUGGCUGUGAUUGUGGACGACGCCGUUGGAUCACAAACUGAGGACGAAUCUUAACACCGUCGUGAAUGAUGUCGGGGCGACGAGAGUUCGCGCGCUCACGGGGUCCAGCACCAAAGCAAGCGGGAACGUGACGGCCAUGCGUAAACGGACAACGAAAGAAAAUCGUGGAAUCAGCUAAGGAAAAUCAACCCCAGAAAAAAGAAAAACAACCACGUUGACCAUGCCAAACGCAUUUUCAAACCGAAUAAAUGAACCUUCUAGAGCAAAAAUAGAUAAAAUUUAUAACAAAAAAAAAAAUUAAAACCGAACUAAGGUAAAGAAAUAGUAAUACUGAACUAAAAUCUAUCUUUGUGAAAGAUUUUACUGACACUGAAAUAAAAAAGGCUGAUUACUAAAUUUCUACGGAUUAUAAUCUGCUAAACCCUACGUAAACUAUUAAACAACAUACUAAGCAACAAAAUACUCCAGGUGGUCAUUGGCAUUUUUGGAUUUUUUUUUAAUUCUUUAAGUAGUUUUAAUGGUAAUUGAAAAAAAAAACAUAAAGGAUAUCUGAUAAAUUUAUGACAAUGAAAAUUUCAUUAUUUUUGAUUAGGUAUUUUUAUUUUAACUCAGUUAAAAAUUGCCAUAGAUACUUGAAAUAUUCACAGAAUUCAUAAAUUAGCCUUUUAUAGAUAUGAUCAAACAUGGUGUUUAAAAUUUCCUGGCAAUUUUUGAGUUAUUUAUAGAAACUUGACAUUUUAAAAUUCUUUUUAGUUCUUAGUUUAAUGUGGAUAAAAUUGUUUAGCUGAAUAAAAAUACUUGAACAUUUAAUAAAAUGUUAAUUUUAUGUUUAGCUUAGUAGUCAAGAAAAAAAUUUGAGCAUUAUUUAGUAGUUUUCUAUAUAACCGUUUAAAGGUAAAUUUUUGAUAAAAAUCAUAAAAAGUACUGGAUUUCAAACAAUUUCAAAAAAAACUUCGCUCUGAAUCGAAUUUUGCAGUGUCAUAUCAUUGUAUAAAGAUACAAAUCAAAUAACUUUAUGUAUUCUAUUUUCAAAACUUUCUACAUAAAACAAUAGCACAAUUAUUCCCAGUGUUAGGUCUUUUUCACCGUCAUUUUUCAUUUUUCAUUUAAUUUGACCAAAAUAUAUCAGUCGUUCAAAAAAAAAAAAAUUAAAAAACACAUAUCAUUGUUUAUCUUUAUGUUAAACAUGGAAAAAAUGUUUUUAAUAUAUUUUACACAGGCAUAAAUGGAAAUGCCAAUGCUCAAGGACAAUUACUAAAGGAUAAAUCAGUACCUGGUAAGAUACUAUGUUUAAUUAAUAUUUGAUUUAUAAUUAAUAUUUUUUUAUGAACAUGAUUUUAAUGGUAUAAGGAAUAUUUUUACGCAAAUUAUACAUGAUGAUUAAAAUAACUUAAGACAGUCAUUAUCUCAGAAAGUAUUAAUUUUCUCAGAAUCUGUUUUUAAUGAUUGUAAGUUAUAUGUACAUCUAAAAUUUUGAAUUUGUGUUUUUUUUUUAUCACCCUGAGUAAUAAUUUAUCUUAAAAAUCAAAAAAUAGAUGGAAUAUUAGUUUAAAUACAUUUUGCUGAUAACAUUUUUAAUUUCCGUCAACCCAUUGUUGAGAUAUUCCAUUUUUAAAUUUGGUUAGGCUGGGUGUAAUAGAACACUAUUCAAAUAUCACAUACACGACGCCACACUAAUAAUUCUCCACUGCUCCCCAGAAACCAAACUUAAAAAUUGAAUAUCUCGUCAAUAAGUUGGCAAAAUCAAAAUAUAUUUAAAUUAAUACGUCAUUCUAUUUAUGGAAUUUGUAAUAUAGGCUGUCGUUUAAAAGUCAAAUAGAUUUAAUAUUUACACAAUCAAAAAUUAGGGUGACAAAAAAUAACAUUAACCUAACAUUUUAAAGUGGCUUGUUCCUUACAAUUUAUAAAUAACAAAUUCCGAAAAAAUGGAUAUUUCGAUGGAAAUAAAAGGUGUCUUUCAUUUUGUUGAUCCUCUUGUCAUAUUAUUAUUUUAUACUAAUUUAUAAUAUUUAUUAAAAAUUCAAAAAUGUGUCUGUCUGUUUUUGUCACCUUUUCAUGAAAAAACUAUGAAUAUUGAUCUUGUUACAAUUUGGCAGGGAGACAAUUAAGUUACUUUUUACUUUAAAUUUUAACACUUAUUGAUAUUUUGUUAAAAACAAUUGAAGACUAACUUUUAAAGGCUUUACUUUUACCCCAUAAAGUCAAUCACUCAAAUACUGUACAAAUAUAAUAAGUAGUACCUAACAAAUAAUAAUACAUUAUAAGUGUCUAAAUAUAGUAAAUAUAAUGUUGUUAUAGGAAAUAGAUAUAAUAUUUUAUUUUUAAUAUAAAUGCAGUGGAUAAUGAAAAAAAAAACAUUGGUCUAAUUCAGAUUUUUUAAUUUAGACAAUUUCUGAAUUUAAUAUAGAAAUGAAAAAGGUACUUUAUGAUUAAUUUUUUAAAAUUUUUAAAAUUUAGUACCAAGUAAAUAUAAUUUUAAAUACGGCUGUUAGUAACGUAGCUACAAAAACAUAGCGAGCUUGAAGUGAAUCGUGGAAAAACAAAAACUGAUUUUUGCACACCAACCGUUAAGACAUAAACUAUUUAAUAAACUUAUAAAUUAAUAAAAUGCAUAAGAACUAAAUAUAAUAUUUAAUUAGUUAAUUAUUUUGAACAAGUAGUUAAAAAUGUUUCAUCGUAAACAAAUAGUUGUAUUUUAAUAAUAUUUCGAUCUUUAAUACAAUUUUGAAUGAAAAUUAACAAAUUUUAAAAUAAUUAAUUACGAAUUUUUAAUCACUUAUGAAUAAUGUAAUAUUAUUACAAACUAAAUUAUUUUACCCGUUUAUCUAUUAGAAAGAUUAGAUGUCCGUUAUUUUUCCGAUAUUACUUUUAAAAUAUUCCUUUUAAAUUAAACUUUUUCCUGUUUAUUUAUUUUCUAUUUUUUCUGUAAUACACUAUAUUAAAUUUUAAAAUUUGUAUUAAAAAAAAAGGCGGACAUACUUCGUAUGAUGGGUGGACGACUGUUGUAGAUAAGAAGUUAAGAAGGUAGGAUAUAAAGGGGAAUUUAAUGUAUAUCUGUAAACAAUGAUAAAUCAUUGCUAACGAAAAACGAUUUUGAAUGGAGCUCGGUUAAUAGAAAUAAUUUUUCAAAAAUACACAAUAUAUGCGUACGUGUAAUAUUCUAGUAAAAUAAAUAUACAUAUAUUUAAAUAAUUUGUAUGGACCAGUGACUAGAUUUGUUAAUUACAUUUAACAAUCGCAGAAACCAAUCGAAAAAUUGUUAGGUUUUACAAUUAGAAAAAAACUAAAAUCGUGUUGUCUAACUGAUUACACCAGUUAAAAUUCGGCCACAAUUUUUAUUUUUUCAUUACCAUCUCUGAUAACCUCUACCAGAAUUAAUGUUUGUUUAUAAUAUAUUAUACAGGGUAACCCGCUAAGCGUGCUCACCCCAUGUUUUUGGUUACAAUUUGCAUAUAUUCAAAUUAUGAUUUUUGGAAUUUUUAACUGUUGUUAAAUCCGAAAUUUUUGAAUACUUUGUUUUUUUAAAUGAAAACUUACACAAAAUAAAUUCCAAAAAUAGAUGAAGUAUUACUUUAAAUAAAUUUUGGUGUCAACAUUUUUGAUAUCCGUCAACCCGUUAACGAGAUAUUUCACUUUUAAGUUUAGAUAGGGAGAAGUACUGGAGUAUCAUUUGUGGCAGCAUGGUGCGUAGCGUUUUCUUUAUACUCCACUACUCCCCUUGUCUAAACUUAAAAGUUAAAUAUUUCGUCAACGGGUUGACAGAAAUCCCGAACUUUAAAACCAAAAUGUAUUUUAAGUAGUACACCAUCUAUUUAUGGAAUUUUUAACAUAGAUUCUCAUUUGAAACACCGAAAUUGAUAUCAUCACAGAAUACUCCUUAAAUGUUAUAAAAAUCUAAGUAUUCAAAGAUAGCGCCUUUAACAACACUUAAAAAUUUCAAAAAUCAGAAUUUGGAUAUAUGCAAAAUGUAACCAAAAAAAAAGUGGUGACCACGGUUAGUGAGUUACCCCCUUGUAUAUAAUAUAUAUAUAUACUGAUAUAGUAAAAUAUUAUACAAAAAUACAUACAUACAUACAUACAUUCAUACGUACAUUCAUACAUAGAAGGGACCAUAAAUAGACAUUUUUUAUUUAUACAGGUCAAAAACCACAUGUUGUCAAUGAAAUCGUUCAAAGAACCGUUCCACCAUUUGUCAGGCAAAUCGAUCAGGCCCGGAUAACCCCGGAAAAUUCCGAAGUUGAACAAAAUCGUUUCAAGAGAAAGAUCCAAACUUAACAUAAACAAACAUCUGAUAUUUCCAUAAAAAUAAAUAUAAACAAAUAAUAACCAAUAAUUUUAAUAAGAUAAAAUGUGAUUUAAUUAUUUAAUAUAUUU